CACCCCUAAAGAAAAUUCUAAAUUAAAAUUGGAGCAUUUAAUUAUUGAUUAAUCCCACUCCAAUCAACAACUAAUGAUCCAAUCUAACACGCCAAGCAUAUACAUUACUCUAUUUAAACCCUCAUAGCUAGGCUAGGUUUUCCACACACACACACACACACACACACACACACACACACACACACACACACACACGCAGAUCAUCAGUUAUUAAAAUGUCUGGAAUAACAAUGAAAUUGAAAUGCAUGGUGCUCGUUGUUUUGGUCAUGGUGGCGUUUACUGGCGGGAGUGAGGCGGCAAUAGGGUGUGGCACGGUGGUUUCAUAUCUGCAACCGUGUCUGCCGUACGUGACAGACAAAGGUCCACUAGGCGGCUGUUGUGGUGGGGUUAAGGGGCUGUAUUCCUCCGCCAAGACCACACAAGACCGCCAGAGUGUGUGUAACUGCCUCAAAACCCUCGUCGGAUCAAACAUCGGCAUCAACCUCGGCAAGGCUGCUGGCCUUCCCGCACUUUGUGGCGUCAGCAUUCCGUACAAGAUCAGCCCCUCCACCGAUUGCUCUAAGGUGACUUGAGUGAUCAGCUUGAUUAUUCUUUUGGAGGGAAGUGUUUAUCGCAGAAAUAUAAUCAAGCUGGCCACUUAUAUAUAUUUUAUAUAGAAUUAAAUUAAAUGAAUAAAAGAUUUAUGAGGCGCUGCUGCUGGUAUACCUCUAAAUCUACUAAUUAAUUGCUUUCCUUAAUUUUCUAUCUGGUCGAUCUCAGCUUUAAUUUCAUUCUUAUGGCUUAAAA
Messenger RNA from Erythranthe guttata (spotted monkey flower), 786 nucleotides. Its product is annotated as non-specific lipid-transfer protein 1. Gene Ontology annotation, molecular function: lipid binding. Gene Ontology annotation, biological process: lipid transport. Lineage: Eukaryota; Viridiplantae; Streptophyta; Magnoliopsida; Lamiales; Phrymaceae. The record is from RefSeq and is a predicted model, not a curated record.